This is a messenger RNA of Sclerotinia trifoliorum, 4303 nucleotides long. The record is from the annotation of a GenBank genome assembly. Lineage: Eukaryota; Fungi; Ascomycota; Leotiomycetes; Helotiales; Sclerotiniaceae.
AACCUCGAGCACCAAAGCUUUGCGACAAGCUACUUGUCGAGCCCAUUACAAAUGAUACCAUCUCUGUUAUUCCGCGCCAAGUGAUUAAUCUUACCUGAAGCUGCGCAGACUUUCUGCGCCGCUGCCAAAAUAUGGCGACAACAUCAAACCAAUUCCUGUACAGCUUGUCAAUCAAUCCUCCUACGGCCAUCACCCAGGCGAUCCUCGGACAAUUUGCUGGAACGAAAGAACAACAGAUUGUGACCGCUUCUGGUUCGCGUCUUACUCUUCAUAGGCCAGAUCCAUCACAGGGGAAGAUUAUUACCGCGCUUUCACAUGAUGUCUUUGGUAUAAUCAGAGCCAUUGCAGCUUUUAGACUGGCUGGUAGCAAUAAGGGUAAGUCCUUCAUCUCAUCCCAUUUGAGCUUCACUUAGUGAUUUGAAGCAUCGAUGGCAGCACGAAUCAUAACGACAUGGACAGGCUAUGGGGACGAGUGUUAUGGGAAGUCAGCCAUAAUGGAGAGCUAAGCUAAAAUAAAUAAUCGCAGAUUACAUUAUCAUCACAUCUGACUCUGGCCGUAUAACGAUUGUCGAGUUUAUCCCAGCACAAAACAAAUUCAAUCGGCUACAUCUCGAGACUUUCGGCAAGUCGGGCGUCCGAAGAGUAGUUCCAGGUCAAUACUUGGCUGUCGAUCCGAAAGGCAGAGCCUGUCUAACCGCAUCGGUGGAGAAGAACAAGCUCGUAUAUGUCCUGAAUCGCAAUUCUCAGGCGGAGCUUACGAUAUCAUCUCCUUUGGAAGCCCAUAAAGCUCAAACUUUGGUAUUUGCGUUGGUAGCCUUGGACGUGGGAUACGCAAAUCCGGUCUUUGCUGCUCUCGAGGUUGAUUAUGGAGAGUCGGAUCAGGAUCCAACAGGGCAGGCCUAUGAGGAUAUUGAGAAACAGCUUGUUUACUAUGAACUGGAUCUUGGUCUGAAUCAUGUUGUGCGAAAAUGGUCGGAUCCUGUCGAUCGAACAGCAAACAUACUCUUCCAGGUACCUGGAGGGACAGACGGACCAAGUGGAGUUUUAGUUUGUGGGGAAGACAACAUCACCUACAGGCAUUCUAACCAGGAAGCCUUUCGUGUUGCUAUUCCUCGUCGGCGUGGCGCGACCGAGGACCCACAAAGGAAACGAAACAUCGUAGCAGGUGUUAUGCACAAACUUAAGGGUGCUGCAGGAGCCUUCUUCUUCUUGUUACAAACAGAUGAUGGUGAUCUCUUCAAGAUUACCAUUGAGAUGGUAGAAGAUGACAACGGGCAACCUACCGGCGAAGUCAAACGUCUCAAGAUCAAGUACUUUGAUACAGUGCCUGUUGCGGCGAGUCUUUGCAUCCUUAAAAGUGGAUUUCUUUUUGUUGCAAGCGAGUUUGGCAAUCAUCAAUUCUACCAAUUUGAGAAACUUGGAGACGAUGACGAAGAAAUAGAAUUCGUCAGCGAUGAUUUUCCAACGGGAACAAAUGAAUCAUACACGCCCGUCUAUUUUCACCCAAGACCGGCGGAAAAUUUGAGCUUAGUCGAAAGUAUCGACUCGAUGAACCCUUUGAUGGAUUGCAAAGUGGCAAAUCUUACCGAUGAGGAUGCACCACAAAUUUAUUCAAUUUGUGGCACUGGCGCUCGAAGUACUUUUAGAACACUGAAACACGGUUUGGAAGUUAGCGAAAUCGUUGAAUCUGAACUGCCCGGUGUACCAUCUGCAGUUUGGACGACAAAGCUCACUAGAAAUGAUGUUUAUGAUGCUUACAUCAUUCUAUCUUUCUCAAAUGGUACUUUAGUCCUCAGUAUUGGUGAAACGGUGGAAGAAGUAACUGAUACUGGAUUUUUAUCGUCUGCGCCGACACUAGCCGUACAGCAACUUGGCGAGGAUUCUUUGAUUCAGGUUCAUCCUAAAGGUAUCCGCCACAUUCGUGCGGACCAUCGCGUGAAUGAAUGGGCUGCUCCCCAGCAUCGCUCAAUCGUUGCAGCUACUACCAACGAACGACAAGUUGCUGUAGCGUUAAGUUCUGGGGAAAUUGUCUAUUUUGAGAUGGAUUCGGAUGGAUCUCUCGCUGAAUAUGACGAGAAGAAAGGAAUGAGCGGCACAGUCACCUGUCUGAGUCUUGGUGAAGUUCCCGAAGGACGACAGAGAAGUCAAUUCUUAGCUGUUGGCUGCGAUGACUCGACAGUUCGCAUUCUGAGUUUAGAUCCCGAUUCAACACUAGAGAACAAGUCGGUUCAAGCUCUAACUUCUCCCCCGAACGCCCUUUCCAUUAUGGCCAUGUCGGACUCAUCCUCUGGUGGCUCAACUCUGUAUCUUCAUAUAGGACUUUAUUCCGGUGUCUAUCUGCGGACUGUUUUAGAUGAAGUGACCGGAGAGCUCUCCGAUACGCGAACACGUUUCCUAGGGCCAAAGCCUGUAAAGCUUUUCAGAGUAUCCGUUCAAGGUCAGACUGCAGUGCUUGCGCUCAGCUCUAGACCAUGGCUAGGAUACUCAGAUCCUGUGACUAAGGGAUUCAUGCUCACGCCACUUGAUUAUCCUGCUCUGGAAUGGGGCUGGAACUUCAGUAGUGAACAAUGUACCGAAGGAAUGGUAGGAAUUCAAGGACAAAAUCUUAGGUAUGUCAACACAGCUCCACGUAAUUUCAACGGCAUCAAAUAUCAUGAUGAUUUUCUUAUCGUUAAACUUCCUAUGUCCUUCGUGACCAUGAGGAUGAAAUAUUAUAAUUCCAAUUGUUCCUUCUGAGAUAUUUGACACAAAUUAAGCCAUGAAAUUAUACACUCAUACUGGAGUAAAAGCUAACCCACCACAGAAUAUUCUCUAUCGAAAAACUCACCAAUAACCUCUUACAAGAAUCCAUUCCUCUAACCUACACUCCUCGUCGUUUCGUCCGACACCCAGAACACCCUCUUUUCUACGUGGUCGAAGCAGACAACAACAUUCUUUCUCCAGCCACAAAACAAAAGUUACUCGAGGAUCCUUCGCUUGUAAAUGGAGAUGCCACGGUGCUCCCCCCUGAGGAGUUUGGGUAUCCAAGGGGAAAAAAUCACUGGGCUUCUUGUAUCUCUGUUGUCGAUCCUGUGGCUGAAAAGAAAGUUUUGACUACAAUCCACCUUGAGGACAACGAAUCGGCAGUCAGCGUCGCUGUUGUUGCUUUCGCCAGUCAGGAAGACGAAACAUUCCUGGUUGUCGGAACUGGUAAGGAUUUGGUGGUUAGCCCAAGAUCAUCCACUGCAGGCUUCAUUCACGUAUAUCGUUUCCACGAAGAUGGCAAAGAACUUGAGUUUAUACACAAAACGAAAGUAGAGGAACCACCCAUGGCACUACUUGCUUUCCAAGGAAGACUAUUAGCUGGAGUAGGAAAAGAUCUACGCAUAUAUGACCUUGGAAUGCGUCAACUCCUACGAAAAGCACAAUCCGAAGUUGCACCUAAUAUGAUAGUUGGACUGCAAACUCAAGGUAGUCGCAUCAUUGUAAGUGACGUUCAAGAGAGCAUCACCAUGGUUGUGUACAAAUUCCAGGAAAAUAGACUCAUUCCAUUCGUGGAUGACACAAUCGCAAGGUGGACAUCAUGUACUACCAUGGUAGAUUAUGAGACUGUUGCAGGAGGGGACAAGUUUGGCAAUCUCUGGCUCCUCCGUUGCCCUCCUAAAGCCAGCGAGGAAGCGGAUGAAGAAGGUUCCGGUGCUCAUCUCCUACAUGAACGCCAAUACCUAGCUGGAGCUCCACAUCGUUUAACAUUAAUGGCGCACAACUAUGCCCAGGAUAUUCCCAUGAGCAUUCAAAAGACGAACCUCGUUGCCGGAGGUAGAGAUUGCUUAUUGUGGGCUGGACUUCAAGGUACACUUGGUAUCUUGAUACCAUUCGUUAGUCGAGAGGACGUAGACUUCUUUCAGACUUUAGAACAGCAUCUCAGAUCAGAAGACCCGCCCCUGGCUGGAAGAGAUCACUUAAUAUACCGAAGUUAUUACGUGCCAGUGAAGGGCGUUAUUGAUGGAGAUUUAUGCGAAAGAUAUACCCUCUUGCCAAUGGACAAGAAACAAAUGAUUGCAGGAGAGUUGGACCGCUCGGUUAGGGAGAUUGAGAGAAAAAUUUCGGUACACAACCCCAGUACAUAAUUAGGAAGAACAUGAGGCUAACAAAUCUUUUAGGAUAUUCGGACACGAUCGGCAUAUUAGCCUGGUGUAAUUUGCUGCAAAGAUAUUGUAUCAGAUGGUGUUGUAUUUAUACAAAGCGGUCAACAUGCACGAUAUAAUGAACCUCAUGAUCCUUAUUUUAAAUACGAAAAUUAAAACAGAAUCUGAAACCUCAA